UUCUUUGCGAACGUCACAACCACUCCCUGCGUAUAAUUGAACGAGCCUGAGGUCCUUCCUGUCUCGAAUUGACAAAGCUCAAGUUUCUCUCUUUGCAGUAGGAGUCUCUUCUGAGAUGGUGGGGGUUGAAGUGAUCAUCGCUGGAUGGGCGGCAUCUCCCCUUAUCAGUAAGGCGAUCGACAUGCUUAAAUCUUAUUUGGAGGACAACCACGACUUGGAUAAAGAUAUGAAGAGGAGGCUGGGCGAUGUGCAACUCGAUCUUCCACGUAUCGAGCGCGCGAUCAACGCUGCUGAGGGAUGGCCGAUCGAGGACAAGCCUCUUCUGGCAUGGCUAAGGCAAGUCAAAGAUGCGGCUUACAAGGCAGAGGACUUGCUCGAUGAUUUGGAAUCCAAAUUCCACCAGGGUGAAAAUAAGGUGCGUGCUUCUAGUUCCUCUAAGCUACAGGCUGUCAAGCGUACAGUUUUGACUGAUGAUGAUCUCAAAAACUUGAAGAACCUUGUGAAUGACCUUGAGCGAAUUAAUCCACAAAUUAAGUCUUGGGAACAAGUGCUGCAGCAGCACAAUGCAAAUAUGAGAGCUGCAAUCAGCAAGAAUAGGUUUUUUUUAACCCCUCAGGAGGUGAUUGGACGAACUAGAGAGACAGAUCGUAUAUUACGGAGGUUACUGAGAGGAGAGGAGGGGACUAGUAGUACUCCGAGCUUUGUUGUCCUUCCCAUAGUAGGCAUUGGGGGUGUUGGCAAAUCUACGCUUGCAUGGCAUAUUUAUACGCAUGAGAGGCUUUUCCCUGAGGACAAAAGUCAGGAGGAUCAUUUCUCAUGGAAAGUGUGGUUGAACGUGUCUAAGAAUCUUGAUAUUAUAGAAAUUGCAAAUAAGUUAGUCCUGAACAAAGAAAGCCCGGUAUCAGAAAUUGUAGAUGAUCGUGAUUCUGUUAAUGCUAUUUUGGAAGAUAUAUUGAAGAAAUUUAAGAAGUUGACGAAGGACCAGAAGUUUUUGAUUGUCCUCGAUGAUGUAUGGGAUGUGGACACACAAAGUUGGGAUAAACUGAAGAGCUUCUUAGCAUGUGGGGCAAGGGGAAGCACUAUAUUGAUAACAACUCAAUAUAAAAGAGUAGCAAAAAUCAUGCGCACUAUGAAGCCUAUAAAAUUAGAUGUUCUAACGGACGAUGACUAUCAGCAACUUUUAGAACAAUGCACAUUUGGUGGUGAUCAGAAUCUUGAGGAACAAACAAGGCAAGAUUUACAAUCAAUUGGUAGGAAAAUAUCUAUACUGCGAGGCUUACCUCGGGCCGCAAACGCACUGGGAAAUAUGUUAAGGCCCUUUCUGGAUUCGAAUUACUGGGAAACAUUCUUGAAUAGUAAAUGGUGGGAACAUAAUAAAAUUUUAAGAGAUGUACUACCAUCUCUGGGGUUGAAUUAUCAAAACCUAGAUGCAAGUCAGAAACUAUGCUUUGCUUAUUGUUCCAUAUUUCCCAGGGGUCACAAAUUCGAGCAAAAUCGAUUGGUACACAUGUGGAUGGCUCAGGGUUUCAUCCAGCCCAAGACCGCAGGGAAAAUGAGAAUAGAGGAUAUAGGGAGGCAGGUAUUUGCCGAACUUGUACAUAGGAAUUUCUUCCAAAAGAUAUCUGAAAAUGAGUAUGUGAUGCAUGAUAUAAUCAGAGAGUUGGCAGAAUAUCUUUCUUCGGAUGAAUGUUCUGUGAUCAAUGAUGAGACUGAACAAAUUCAACCGGGAGUGCGCCAUGUAACUGUUACAACUCAAAAUUUGGUUGCAUUUAAUGAUUUGAGCAUGGUUGAAAAGUUGAGAACCAUUUUGUUCUUUGGCAAUUAUGAAACGGAUGCAUUUUAUAAGGUUCUUAAGAGCAUUUUAAAAUAUUCGAAAAGCCUGCGAGUGUUGGAUUUAUCUUACAGUAACUCAGGAAUCAGCAAACUGCCAAAAGCUAUUAGUCACUUGUCACAUCUGCGGUACCUGGAUAUCUCUAACACUAAAAUCUGUUGGCUGCCCAAGCUAUUUUGUAAGCUUUACCAUCUACAGGUGCUGAACUUGCAGCUGUGUGAUUUUAAUGAGUUACCUAAAGGCAUGAAUAAAUUGACCAACUUGCGCCAUUUAUGUGCAGAAUCUAAGACAGUUUCUCUAAUAUCUGGGAUUGGGAAACUUACUUACCUUCAAGAACUAAAGGAAUUCCACGUUAGUAAGAAGAAGGGUCACAAGAUAGAAGAAUUAAAGGACCUAAGAGCACUUCGAGGGCAGCUAUUAAUUCAGAAUCUUGAAAAUAUUGAUAGCAAGGAAGAGGCCAUGAAAGCAAGACUAAGCGAAAAGAGGCACCUUGAUGCACUGCAUCUUUAUUUUGAGAUAAAGGAUGGACCAGUGACUAGAUCUGGCUUCAUUUCAACAAGAAUACUCAAAGUAUUUUCAAAAAGCGAAAAUACACCUAACUUGAAAGGGCUACUUGAAGGGCUCGAACCUUAUUGUGAUAUUAAGGAACUAGUAAUCAAGGGUUAUGACAGCGAGAUGUUUCCAAGUUGGCUUCGGCAACUAACCUCUCUCCAAGAGCUACAGUUUUCUAAUUGUGACAAUCUCCAGCAUCUGCCUGAUUAUUUGGUAAACCUUUCCUUGCUCAAGAAGUUGACCAUAUGCGACUGUCCUAAGGUCAUGUCAUUGCCAAAGAAUCUCUUGCCUGCCUCACUUAAAGAAUUGCAUAUCUCGGGAUGCCAGCUGUUGAAGGAACGGUGCCAAAAGGAGGGAGGACCAGAUUGGCCAAACAUUGCUUGUGUACCUUGCAUAUGUAUUGACCAGGAGAUCAUACAAAUGUUGCAAGAAGGAAGCUCAGACACGGCUGCUACUUCUAUGUCUUAGGUAAAUAGAAAUAUUUCCAUUUCUUACCUGGCAUUUUAAAUUUCUAAGGUCAGCUUGAGAUGAGAAACUCUGGGAGGCAUUGUGCCAAGGUUGCAUUGGACCAGCCAACUUCAAGGAUGCGACAAGCUUCAGACAUGCUGCGAUGUUCCACAAGGAAGCCAGCUUCCAAAUGUUUUAAACUGGAAAGCACUUCAUAGGAUCCUGACAUGCUGUAAUGAACUCUCAUUUGGAAUGCCACAAGUUUGCGCAUUCUUUUCCCUUCUUUUCCUUUCCUCUCUUUUAUUUCUUCCUAUUUUUUGUUUUUAUUGCUGAGAAAUGUGAUCGCCAUGCAUUUACAUGCAUCCUUGGAUGAUAAAUUGCAGAGUUGUUGAAGUUAGAUAUGAGUAGUUUGGGGUCUCACAAAAUAUGAUGCAAGGUCUUACUGGAUGUUCAGCGCAUAUCUUCUCCACAUGCCCAAUGUUCAGCACCAUCUGGAAAGAAAUCUGCUCAGAGCUGGGGAUUCUUCGUCCACAAUCCUCUUUCGACUAUCUCUGCACGUCCAGUGGAACUUAGCUAAGAACAGUCGGCACAUUAUACUAAUGCUGCUCAUAGCCUGGCUUGGUCCUGUUGGAGAGAAAGGAACGCCAGUCUUUUCCUUAACAAACACAGACCCGUUGCCUCAAUUGCCACUGAAGCACUGCAUGCAUUCAAUGAUUGUUCACUAACCUGUAGACCUCUGAAUCCUCCUCAGUUGCCUCAAUUGUUAGGGUGAGGCAUGUUCACAAUCAUCUGGUCGACCUCUGAAUCCUCCAUGCACCUUUUUGGUAUCUCUAGUAAUUGAAGAUGACAAGUGGCACAGACUUUGGCACAGACUCUGGCACGGCACAGGGUCUGACAUGAAUUUCUCUCUGCUACUGGAAAACUGAUGGUAUCAUCCCCUCCCUUACUUGGAUGACUGAAAACUCUAGUCACUGGGUCUUCUUCAGCAAACACUUCGACCGGCUCAUGGCUAAGGAGAAUGAAGAGCUGUAGAAUGAUGAGAUUGCUCCUGGGGCUUUACACAUUUGAGUUUCUUGAUGCUGGAGAUGCUCCCAAUUUUGGUUCAUCAAUUCUCUGCUAAUGUAACUGAUCACUUGAUCUCACUCCUUUUGUAAAUACUUUUCCAUCCUCAAUAAAAGUCCGGUGGCUAUUUACUUAGCCUACUUU
Molecule: messenger RNA, 4036 nt
Organism: Phoenix dactylifera (date palm)
Lineage: Eukaryota; Viridiplantae; Streptophyta; Magnoliopsida; Arecales; Arecaceae
Source: RefSeq, a predicted model, not a curated record